Messenger RNA from Daphnia pulicaria, 2206 nucleotides. Its product is annotated as all trans-polyprenyl-diphosphate synthase PDSS1-like. Gene Ontology annotation, biological process: isoprenoid biosynthetic process; ubiquinone biosynthetic process. Gene Ontology annotation, molecular function: prenyltransferase activity. The record is from RefSeq and is a predicted model, not a curated record. The transcript is spliced from 9 exons. Bases 810 to 2033 code for a protein of 407 amino acids. Gene Ontology annotation, cellular component: transferase complex; mitochondrion. NCBI's taxonomy places the organism in Eukaryota, Metazoa, Arthropoda, Branchiopoda, Diplostraca, Daphniidae.
ACUGCGGGACGGAGUGUUCAAAGUAUAUGAUUAUCGAGUUUUGAAUUUCCCUUGUUUUGGGGCUAUGCUGCCAUUAAUUAAGUUGAACUCGAUUCUUUCUCUAGAACAGCAUUUACACAAAACAGGUUUCGAAUUUGACCACACAGUUCGCUUUACUUGUAUUGUUGUCCCUAUUCGAGAUUCGUGUUCCCCCCAGUUCGGUUAUUUGAGACUAGGAUAUUGGUACAGCCACGUGCAGUCAUCUGUCAAAUAUAGGUUAGCAACCAAACGAAAGACCAUCUCAGAUCUUAGAAUUUUGAUUCUUAUAAUUAAGCAACAUUCUAUUUAAGGAUGCGUAUGUAAAAAACGUGUUUCGCUAUUUUUACUGUUAGUCCACCAACAAAUCCCUAAAACGUAGAAGAUAUUCAUUGCUACCCCGUGCUAAAUCAGGGUGUUGCCCUGCGUCGGCAACAGGUUACUGUCAGAAAGUUUAUUUAUAGAAGAUUAAUCUCGGAUCAGGUUUUUCAAAGCUGUUGUAUUGCAUUUGAGGAUGUCGAAAGAAUCCGUGUCAGCUGAUACCGUUACUUUCUUAACCACGCCAAAUCUGAAUCUUCUUCCAUUUGGUAUGCUGCUAGUUUUUUUGGGGAAUUUAUAGACUAUAGAUGGCGAAGGGUGCGAACUAGGAUUGGUAUAAAACCCGUUCGCGAUGGCUCCUAUAGUCAUUGUUAUUUAGAUAUAUGAGGAACGAAACCUUGAAGCGAACGCUAGUUUAAAGCUGGAUCUGUGCGCAAGGUAAAAUUAUUCUAUUUCUGACCAACCGAAAAAGUGCGAUGUUUUCCGCGUCCCAUUUCUUAUUUCGUAAGGGAUUUUACACUGUCAGAUAUGCAUCUCUGUUAUCUGGACACACCAUUUAUUCGAUGCAACAAAGCCAUCAGAUACAAACCCGAGUCCCACAUAUGACUACUCCAACUAAUGACAGGCUUAACUACGAGCUUCUGGUGAGAAAGGACGUGGCGGAUGUUUACGAAAACAUAAGAAAGAAUUUAAAACGAGUGCAGGUUGAAUCAGUUUUACCAUUAGCUUAUUAUCAUUUUGACGGAGACGGAAAAUGUUUAAGACCAUUGGUCAUUUUGUGUUGGGCUAAAGCAAUCAACUUUAUUCUAAAGGAGACAUCACCAAAAGUGAUUGAAAAUCAAAAGAAAGUUGCACAAGUUGCCGAAAUGGUUCACGGAACCUGUUUGUAUCAUCAUGACGACGUGAUUGACGAUGCCAUCAAGCGAAGAGCAAAACCAACCAUCAAUUUUCAUUGUGGACAAAAAAAGUCAAUAUGGGCUGGUGAUUUUGUACUGGGUCGUGCUUUGGAAACUAUUUCGCAAAUUCCGAACAACGAAGUUUGUAUCUUAUUAACCAGAAUGAUACUCAAUUUUGUUACCGGAGAAUUAAUGCAACUUGAUACUGGCGCAACUGAAGAAGAGAGAUUCUCCCAAUACAUUGACAAAACAUUUAAUAAAACUGCAAGUGUAUUUGCUUAUUCUUGUAAGGCGGUGUUAGUGCUUGCCGGAGCUGAUGCUACCUUACAAACAACCGCCUUUGAGUUUGGCCGACAGCUGGGAAUAGCUUAUCAAUUGGUAGAUGACAUAAUAGAUUUCUCCGCCAUAGCAUCCACUGAAUACGGCAAGGCGCGAGCAGUUUAUUUGAACCAAGGACUAGCGAAUAUGCCUGUUUUAUUUGCUGCGCAACAGUUUCCUGAAUUGAAUCCAAUGAUUUUGCGCCGCUUCAAAGAACCAGGGGACGUUGCAGCUGCGUAUAGUUUAAUUUUGAAAUCGGACGGCUUGCAGCGGACUAAAGAAUUGGCGAUCCAGUACUACGGCGACGCUAUGGAUAAAAUAGCUCAACUGUCACAGUCGCCCUACCAGGAAAUGUUAUUCACGUUAUGCGCAAAGCGCACAUUUUGCCAUCGUUAUUUAAGCUGUAAAGUUGCCAAAACUACAAUUCAGUCAAUACAGUCUCACCGGACACUUUGCAUUACAUGGGCCGUAAUUCGUCGUACAUAAUUGUUGUCAUAGUAGACUUAUUUUCUAAAAACAAAUGCGCUUCACCUGGGGAAUAAUGAUCUAAUUCUUCUUUUAUUAUUUAACCAAUUUAGAAUGUUAUUGUACUAUGGAUUCAACACAUUACUGCUUGUUGUUGUCUGCUUUCUGAAAGAUAAAAAGGAAAAGUUUUUCUA